Molecule: messenger RNA, 417 nt
Organism: Scutellospora calospora
Lineage: Eukaryota; Fungi; Glomeromycota; Glomeromycetes; Diversisporales; Gigasporaceae
Source: the annotation of a GenBank genome assembly
UCUGUUUUAAGGUGUGUUGGCGGGAGAGAUAAUUCUAGGGUUAUGCCUCCAGUAUUUUGUUUAAUGACUAAUAAGUCAGAAGAAUCAUAUAGAAGAUUAUUUCAAAAACUAAUAGAUUUUGGGGAAGUGUAUAAUAUUGAUUUGCAGCCUCAAAUAAUCUUAACAGAUUUUGAGAGUACUGCUAUAAACGCCGUUCAAUUGGAGUUCGAUAAUGUCCAAAGUAAGGGGUGCCACUUCCAUCUAGCUCAAAGUGUUUAUCAUAAAGUUCAAAACUGCGGGCUUUCUUCACGUUAUGAUACUAACGAACCCUUUAGUUUACUAAUAAGGCAUAUUCCUGCUCUCGCGUUUUUGCCAUAUAAUGAAAUACCAGAUGCAUUCGACGAAUUGAAUUCUAUUAUUCUAUCUGAAGCCCAUGAG